Molecule: messenger RNA, 2454 nt
Organism: Phlebotomus papatasi
Lineage: Eukaryota; Metazoa; Arthropoda; Insecta; Diptera; Psychodidae
Exons: 4
Coding region: 1-2454 (817 amino acids)
Source: RefSeq, a predicted model, not a curated record
AUGGCUAAGAGAAAAAUGGAAGUACCCAUAGUGAGUGAAAAUAAGUUCAGUGUACUGGACGAUGAUGAUGACGGCGGAUCAACCGUUACCGUCAGCGAAAUGGAUGAAGACAUUCAGCCGAAAACACCAAAUAUAUCGCCAAUCAAGGUGCUGAGUAAAAUCAACAAUAUAAAAGCAUUCCACGAGGAAUUGACAAAAAUUGCAAAAGAUGUGCAUUUUCGCUCAUACACCAACACGAGUAACAUCAUCACUUACAAUAAAGUUGAUCAUGAUGCAAAAGAGCCAGAGCUACAUAGUCAGUCUGCAACGUCAUCUUUGGAAGAACCAGUGAGCCCUCUUCCUGAAGAAAUUACAGAGUCGAAGCAGACAACUGAUAUUCUUCAAGAGGAGUUCCAUACACCAAGCCCCAUCAUGCAGGAAGACUUCAAGGACGGAGCACCCUUCAUGCGGCUGGAUCAACGUGUGGCAGCAUUUCCAGAGCUCACACGUAAAUCCCGUAACAAUACACAACAGAACUGGCGAUCGAGAAUGGCUCAAGCUGGGAAUGAUCCUCUGUCUGGGUUUCUUACCGCAAUUGAGAAGCUCAUAGAUGCCAAGCUGAAAGAGGUUAAGCCAAUUGUUCCGGAAGCCACAUCAUCAAUACCUGAAGUGUCCAUGGAUGCCCUUGCUCGCUCCAUAGCAGCAUUUACGUUCUCUCCGGAGGACAAUAUGACCUUCGGUGUGUGGUAUUCCCGGUACAAGUCAACAUUCCUGAGCGAUGGAAGCAAUCUCGACGAUGCAGGACGUGUGAGACUCCUUCUCCGUCGACUGGACAAUACUGCUUACUACAGAUAUGCCAAUCUCCUACGUCCGAUAAACCCAGCAGAUCUCUCAUUCGAUGACAACAUCUCGAGACUUUCCAAGUUGUUUGGAAAGGGAGAGUCUCUCUUCAGUCUUCGUCGGAAGUGCCUACAGCAUGUGAUGAAGGAAUCUGAGGAUUGGGCAGCGCACGGGGCUGCUAUCAACAGCCUUUGUGAAGAUUUUCGGCUAGGUGAAUGCACGCCUGAUCACUUUAAGGCAUUGAUCUUUUGCAUCAGCAUCCAAAGUGACAAGCAUGUCUUUGUCCGGGAGCAGCUACUGACAUGCUUGGAAACUGAGCCCUCAAACAAAAUCAAUUUGGGGUUCCUGAUUGAUGAAGCUCAGAGAAUUUCCAAUAUGAAGAAGGAUGCUCGUCUUGAUAUCACUCCUGCCAACGUCAGUGCUAUCCGGAAGACGCCAUCGCGACCCUCUUCACAGUCUGACCGCCCGCCUCGACCGUGUUUCCUGUGUGGCGGAAUGCAUUUCAUCCGGGACUGCGUCCACAAAAAUACGAAAUGCCAGGAUUGUGAUACUGUCGGUCACAAAACGGGUUACUGUCCCCCUAAAAAGGGUCAGGAAGACAGCAGAGGAACCGCUGGAAAGCCCAAGAAGAGGUUCUUCAAGAAGAAGAAGAAGGCAUCGGCAAACACCUAUGCAGUUUUCACCGCUCAUCCGAGAGGAAGAAAAUUCUUGACUCCGCAGAUUAACGGCCACUCAGUGGAUUUCCAAUUGGACUGCGCUGCGGAUGUCUCGGUGGUAUCCAGGAGUACUUGGGAGGUUCUUGGAAAACCUAACCUCUCAGAACCAUCUGUUCAUGUCAAAGAUGCUCAAUCACGUAGGAUUCCCAUCAUUGGUGAGUUCCAAUGUGACAUUGUGCUCCAUGGAAAGCAAGCUCGAGGUCGAUGUUUGGUAUCCGACAAUGCCAAGACGAACCUGUUCGGGAUAGAAUGGAUUAGUGAUCUCGGAUUGUGGGAUGUAGCGCCUAGCGCCUACUGUUAUGCAAUUCAAGAAGAAAUUGACACCACGAAGGCUGUCAAGGAGAUCCAGGAAGCUUUCCCAGACGUUUUUGGAACGGAAAUUGGGAAAUGCACUCGUGUCACAGCGACAAUCCAUCUAAAACCCGAUGCCGUGCCUAUCUUCCGGCCAAAACGCCCUGUUGCCUUCCAUCUGCUGCCAACUCUCGACGAAGAACUGCAAAGAUUGCAGGGAUCUGGAAUCAUCACUCCAGUGGAAUACUCCCCUUGGGCCGCACCCAUCGUCGUGGCACGCAAAGCGAAUGGCAGCAUACGGAUUUGUGGAGACUACUCUACUGGUCUCAAUGAGUCCAUCGAGAUGAAUAACUAUCCAAUUCCGGAUCCAGAUAGUUUGUUCAGCCGCAUGUCCAACAAGAGUGUCUUUAGCCAUAUAGACUUGUCGGAUGCAUAUCUACAAGUGCCCAUGGAUGAAGAAUCGAGCAAAUUACUCACCAUUCAUACUCCUCGGGGACUUUUCCGAUUCAAUCGGCUUCCACCUGGCAUCAGGAGUGCUCCAGGAAUUUUCCAGGAAGUCGUGGAGCGCAUGCUUCAAGGAAUUCCGGACGUGAUAUGCUACUUCGACGAUAUCUCUCGAGAAAUGUAA